Molecule: messenger RNA, 3523 nt
Organism: Cuculus canorus (common cuckoo)
Lineage: Eukaryota; Metazoa; Chordata; Aves; Cuculiformes; Cuculidae
Product: nephrin-like
Exons: 27
Coding region: 1-3495 (1164 amino acids)
Biological process (GO): cell-cell adhesion
Cellular component (GO): cell-cell junction
Molecular function (GO): cell adhesion molecule binding
Source: RefSeq, a predicted model, not a curated record
AUGGUGCAGAGCUCGAGUGCUGUGUUUCUGUGGCUGCUGCUCCUCGGGGUCGAAGGCCGUUUCGGGGAGCAGCCUGCCAACGCCAGCGCCGUGCUGGGUUUUGGGGUGCAGCUGCGGUGCGCGGUGGAGGGGGGUCGGGGGGGGGCGGUGCAGUGGGCGCGGGGGGGGCUGCUGCUCGGGCCCCUCCCCCACCCGCGGCACCCCCGCUACCGCCCCCGCGGGGACCCCAACGCAGGCGAGCACCACCUCGAAAUUGCGGGGGUGACACUGGAGGACGACGCGGCCUUCGAGUGCCAGGUGGGGGGGGGCAACGGCAGCGCCCCCCAGGCCUCGCGCCCCGCCCAGCUCACCGUACUGGUGCCGCCCCGCCCCCCCCGGCUGGAGGCGCCCCCCGGGCCCUGGGGGGGAGGGGCCGAGAUCACCGCCCGCUGUCACGUGACCGACGCCCGCCCCCCCGCCACCCUGACCCUCACCCUGGGGGGAGAAACGUUGUCCGACGUCACCACUCGCGUCUUCGAGGGUUCCCACCCCAAACUGAGCUCCAGCGAGGCCACCGUCCGGCUGCGGCCGAGCCCGGAGAUGGACGGGCAGGAGCUCGUUUGUGCCGCCGCUAACGAGGCCGGGGCGGCGCCCGCCCGCGACUCCGUCACCCUCCGCCUGCUCGUUCCUCCCAGUUCCCCCACCAUCGAGGGACUGGAGUCGCCCCACGUGCGGGCGGGGGAGACCCUGCGGCUGCGCUGCCUCGUGCGGGGGGGCAACCCCCCUCCCAGUCUGCACUGGGACAAGGACGGGGUCCCUCUGGCCGUGCCCUGGGUGGCCGCGGGGCCCCUCACCAGUAGCCAACUGGUGUUACUGGUGGGAGCUGGGGACGAUGGGGUCACCCUGAGGUGCAGCGCCCGCAGCCCCGUGCCCCCCCCCGCGCCCACCACCAGCGUCACCAUCAGCGUCACCUACCCGCCGGCCGAGGUGCGGAUCGCGGGGACGGCGGCGGUGGCCGAGAACGGGACGGUGGCGCUGAGCUGCACCAGUGCUCCCAGUAACCCCCCAGUACAGCUGCGCUGGUGGCUGGGGGGGCGCCAACUGGAGGCCAGCGAGAGCGGGAGCGCCCAGGCGGAGGGGCGGGGCUGGGUCACGUGGUCCAACGUGACGCUGCGCGGGCGCCGAGAGGAUCACGGGAAGAGCCUCGAGUGCGAGGCCCAAAGCGCGGGGCGGAGCGCCAGUGUCCCAGUCAGCGUCAGCCACCCCCCCCGGGCCCUGUGGCUCGAGCCCCCCCCCCCGGUGCCCCCCCUGCGGGCGGGGGAGCGGCUGCGGCUGCGCUGCCUGGCGAGGGGGGGGCACCCGGCACCGCGCCUCGCCUGGACCAAGGACGGCCGCCCGGUGAAGGAGGGGCGUCAGACGUCGUCGCACGAGGGGUCCCUGGUGACGCGGGAGCUGGUGGUGACGGUGACACCGAGUGACAACGGGGCCACCUACGGCUGCGAGGCCACGGGGGACCCCCGGGGGGACCCCCUGCGCGUCCUCACCCGACUCCACGUCCUCUUCCCUGCGCUGUCGGUGUCCAUCUCGGUGUCCCCUCGUUCUCCGCGCCCGGAGCAGACGGUGCUGCUCACGUGUCUCGCCGGGAGCGCCAACCCCCCCCCAACCCUACGCUGGAACCGACGGGGACAGACGCUCCCCGGGGUCCCCCUCUCCGCUGUCCCCUCCUCUCACUCCGGUGUCACCGUUGGGUCCCGUCUGCGCCUCCCGGUGACACUCGAGGACCACGAGGACAUUGUCACCUGCGAAGCCGUCAGCCCCGAACUCGGGGUGACAGUGAGCGCCCAACACCACCUGCUGCUGCGGCACCCGCCCCAGUUGGAGGGGGGGGGCGCGGAGGUGGUGGUGCGGGAGCACGAGGCCGUGGAGCUGCCCCUCAGCGUCCGCGCCCACCCGCCCGUCGAGAGCUGCGCCUGGAGCCGGGGCGGCCGCCCCCUCCUCCCCGGUGGGUCCCCGCGGCUCCGCUUCGGCCCUGGGGUGGCUCUGACGGUGCUCAAUGUGUCCCGCGGCGACGCCGGCGCUUACGGCGUAAACUGCCGCAACGCCGAGGGGGAGACCCGCGCCAGCCUGAGCCUCGCCGUGCUCUACCCCCCCUCCAUCGUGCGGGCGCCCGACCCCGUGGUGGUGGACGAGGGCGGCGCCGCGGAGCUGCUGUGCGCCAUCGAGGGGAACCCACUGCCCCCCAACUGCCUGCAGUGGGGCCGCCUGGCUGAGGCGCAGGAGGGCCCGGUCCCCCUCCCCCCAUCUCUGGUCCCCACUUGGGGGGCGGCCGUGGGGCGGCUGUGGGUCGCGGGCGCUCAGCGGGACUUGGGGGGCGUCUAUGAGUGCCGAGUGGAUACCGGGGUACCCCCCCCGGCCCGGGCCGUGCUGAGGCUGGUGGUGAGAUACCCCCCCGAGGUGGAGGCGCCGGCGUCGCCGGUGUUGGUGGCGCCGGGGGCGGAGUCGGCGCAGCUCCGGUGCCGAGCGCGCGGCGUUCCCCCCCCCGAGGUCACGUGGGAGCUCCGCGGGAGGCCCCUCCCCUCCCAGCACCACAGUAGAUACCAGUCCCACCAGUGGCGCGAGGGGCACUGGACCAGUUCCGUCCUCACCGUCACCAACAUCACCCUGGACCGCCUCCGCCUGCGCCACCAGUUCCACAACUGGGACCAGUACCAGAGCCGCCCCCGGCACCAGUACCGCAACUGGGACCAGUUGGAAGAUUGGCACUGGGAGGAACACCGCAACCGCAGCGUCGGCACUUUCGUCUGCGUCGCUCAAAACCCCCUCGGAAGCGCCCGACGCCGCUUCCAACUGCGCCUGGCAGACCGCCCCGAGGCCCCCCGGGAGCUGCGGGUGUCGCGGGUGACGCCGACGUCGCUGAGCCUCUCGUGGAGCCCCGGCUUCGACGGAGGACUCCCCCAGAGCUUCCUCGUCAGCGCUCGAGGCCCCGGCGCUCCGCCCCCUCUCGUGGCUCCGGGCCCCGCCCUCACCCUGGGGGGUCUCCUUCCGGCCACGCCCUAUGACGUCACCGUACGGGGCCGCAACGCCCGCGGAGACAGCGCCGCUUCCGGGAUCCGCGCCGUCACUUCCGAGGUACCCGAGGAGCCGCGGCCAUGGGGGGAGGGGGAGGGGCCGGCGCCACCCCCAGCAGCAGCCCCCGCCCCGCCCCCCCUCGGGCUGGUGGGGGCUUUGGUGGCCCUGGGGGCGCUCCUGGUGGCCACCGCGGGGGGGGGGGCGCUUUGGUGCUGCCUCCGCCGGGACCCCAAAAACGGGGGGGACCCCAAAAACGAGGAAGGGGGGGCAGCAGGAGGAGGAGGAGGAGGAGCACCCCCCAACCAGUAUGGAGCUGUGGGGGUUCCCAGUGAGAGCCUGGAGGUGAGCUCGGAGGGCUCCUGGCUCCGCCCCUACGAUGACGUCAUCGACUGGGGGGGCUACGAGGAGGUGCCCCCCCUCGUCACCCCCCAGGGGGAGCUCGUCUGACCCCUCCCCCCCAAUAAACUCCGCCCCC